Micropterus salmoides (largemouth bass) is the source of this 4764-nucleotide messenger RNA. It is a transcript of the gene tp53bp2a, whose product is annotated as tumor protein p53 binding protein, 2a. The record is from RefSeq and is a predicted model, not a curated record. Gene Ontology annotation, biological process: regulation of apoptotic process; signal transduction. Gene Ontology annotation, cellular component: nucleus. Gene Ontology annotation, molecular function: p53 binding. Bases 223 to 3618 code for a protein of 1131 amino acids. The transcript is spliced from 20 exons. NCBI's taxonomy places the organism in Eukaryota, Metazoa, Chordata, Actinopteri, Centrarchiformes, Centrarchidae.
CCUCCCGAUGCGUCAUUCUGGGAUAGGCUGCGAGCAGUCGAGCAACGCAGUCAGUCACGGGGUUUCGGCUGGUUACCUACGCGUUCUCCGAACGGGACCCCCAAGCAGGAGAAAGUAGCCUUGCCCAUCGCCCAGGUUUAGGCUCUGGGAUUAAAGUGGUCGCCAGUCCCACAGCUUUCGUCGAAACUGCCAGUGGGGAUUCAUGCUGUGUGUGUUAGCUAAAUGCGGUACGAAGCUAAAAUGAUGCCGAUGUUCCUGACAGUAUACCUCAGUAACAAUGACCAACAUUUUACUGAGGUUCCCGUUACACCGGAGACGCUGUGCCGGGAUGUGGUGGAGUUGUGCAAGGAGGCGGGGGAGACAGACUGCCACCUAUCUGAGAUGUGGCGUGGAUCCGAGCGAGCCGUAGGUGACAGGGAGAGGAUGCUGGAUCUGCUCCAACAAUGGGGACAACACAGGGCAGAGGUGCGCUUCUUUCUGCGACACAAUCGAGCCCCUAGCAGGGAAUCGGGUGGGUCAAGAGGCUCAGAACCAAAGAGGAAUGGAGUGAAGGGUCCUCCAGACAGAAGAAUGGAGAAUGGGGUGGUGACACCCCGGAUGGACAUGACACUGGCCGAACUACAAGAGAUGGCUGCCAGACAGCAGCAACAGAUAGAAUCUCAACAAGAACUCCUUGCUUCCAAGGAGCAGAGGCUGCGCUACUUGAAGCAGCAGGAGCAGCGUCAGCAGCAGCAGGCAUCUGAGCAGGAGAAGCUGCAGCGCCUUCGAGAGAACAUUGAGAACCAGGAAACUCGGCUCAAGAAGGUCCGCGCCCUUAAGGGCCAGGUGGAGCAGAAGCGCCUCAGCAACGGCAAACUGGUGGAGGAGAUAGAGCAGAUGAAUAACCUGUUCCAGCAGAAGCAGAGAGAACUAGUGAUGGCUGCAUCCAAGGUGGAGGAGCUCAACCGGCAGCUGGAGUUGCUCAAAAAUGGCAAAAUGGACAACUUCCAAGACAACCAGAGCUCUGUGGCUGAACUAGACCGCCUCUACAAGGAGCUACAGCUGAGGAACAAGCUCAACCAAGAUCAAAACUCUAAGCUGCAGCAGCAGAGAGAGAGCCUGAACAAGCGCAACCUGGAGGUGGUUUCCAUGGACAAACGGAUCAGUGAGCUCCGAGAUCGGCUGUGGAAGAAGAAGGCAGCGCUGCAGCAGAAAGAGAACUUGCCUAAUGGCUAUCCUGGUAAAGAGAGGGCUUCAAAAGACACUCAUCUUCAGCUGCCCUCUGAUGGCCAAGCCGGGCAGCAGUCAGGUCCAUCUCGUGUGGCAGCAGUUGGCCCAUACAUCCAGUCGUCCACAAUGCCCCGGGGCCCAGUGAGGCACGACCUGCUUGUAAAACCAGCCUACCCAGACGGCACUGCCACUCUUCCAGCCUACGACCCGCAGAGCAAGGCUGGCACAGGCCUUCAGCCAUCCAAGCUGUCAGACUUUGGCUCUUCAAGUCCAGAAUUCAAAACAAACGGUCAUGGUUCAUCUUCAACACUGCCACGAAUGACCUCUCACUCCACCUCUAACACAGAACAAGAUGAGACGGAACUGAAGAAGGACAGGAGGGUGCGUCCCGUUUCUAUGUUUGAGCCAACAGAGGCUCCCACCACUUCCCUCCGCAAAAACCAGAGCAGUGAUGACCUGGUCAGGGACGCUCAGUCUGCUCCCAAGGCUCCAGUCAAGGUGCCUCCACCUGUGCCCACCAAACCUAAAGGCCCUGGUGUCAUGCCCUAUGGCAAACCAAGCCUCAACACAGGCACCUUCCCCAAAACCAAGCCCAAUAGCCAGCAGCCCCUGGCUGCCCAGGGUCGCAGCCCUCUCCCACCCUCACAGAGCCAGACACUCCCACUACCUUCUAAGCAAGACAUUCCACCUGCAGCCACGGUACGGCCGUUCACCCCAGAGCUGCCCUCCUCCAAAGACCCCAACCUGAGCAAGCCGCAGACCUUAGCGGCCAGUUCCAUUUACUCCAUGUACACACAACAGCCUGGCUCGGGGAAGCCCUUCCUGCCAAUUGUGCAGGGUGCUCUCAACAGGUCUCAGAGCCGCACCAAUGGAUUUAUCAGUGUGUACGGUAAACCAGUGAUCCCCAGUGGAGGCUCCCCACAUCCAGAGAACCCUUACCUGGAGCGUCAAUCCCCUUCCCUAGACUCUGAGGUAAAUGGAGCCAACAACGUGGGUCACAGCUCAACUGACGGCCCUCAACCAGAAACGGAGCGCAUCCCACGGCCCCUCAGCCCCACCAAGCUGCUUCCCUUCAUUUCAAAUCCCUACAGGCAUCAGAGUGAUGGUGACCUGGAAGCCCUGAGAAAGAAGCUCUACAAUGCCCCGAGGCCCCUGAAGAAACGCAGCUCCAUCACUGAACCAGAGGGGCCUGCAGGGCCCAACAUUCAGAAACUCCUCUACCAGAAGACCACACUGGCAGCUAUGGAGACCACUGUGACUACACCAACUACUCCCGCCUAUGCUGGUGAAGCAGAGAAGUCGCCGGAGGGAUCUGUGGGGCCACUCGUUCCAAGCCCUCUGAGUGGGGCCGAGAACCACCCAUCACAGACAGGACAGACUCUGGAAGGUCCUGGUCACAUCCCAGGUCCUAAUGUCCACGUUCCAGCCCCUGCUGAACAGACCAAACCACCUUCAGCCAUCCCAGAGAGAGAAGACAUUGUCCCCCCUCCUCCCCCAUCCCACCCAGCUCCCAAACCAGAUGACACUCUUUUCCCACCACCACCACCACCUGCUGGCUUGGAGGACGUAAUGCCCAACCUGCCCCCUCCACCUCCAGAGGGCUUCCUGGAAGAGUUCCCCCCCUAUCCACCACCCCCAUACCCCAGUGGAGCAGAGCAGGACAGCUUGGGAGAGGACACGUUUAACAUGAAGGCUCCUGAGGUCACUGGCCAGGUCACUCUGCCACCGGGAAAGAGGACCAACUUGCGCAAGCCUAACUCUGAACGCAUCGAUCACAGCAUGCGAGUGAAGUUCAACCCACUGGCUCUGCUGCUGGACUCCUCCCUGGAAGGAGAGUAUGACCUGGUCCAGAGAAUCAUCUAUGAAGUGGAGGAUCCCAGUCAGCCCAACGAUGAAGGCAUCACUGCUCUACACAAUGCUGUCUGUGCCGGACAUACAGAGAUUGUUAAGUUCCUGGUUCAAUUCGGUGUCAAUGUCAAUGCUGCUGACAGUGACGGCUGGACACCUCUCCACUGUGCUGCAUCCUGCAACAAUGUGCAAGUGUGCAAGUUCCUGGUGGAGUCUGGCGCCGCAGUGUUUGCUAUGACUUACAGCGACAUGCAAACGGCAGCUGAUAAAUGUGAAGAGAUGGAGGACGGCUACACCCAGUGCUCUCAGUUCCUCUAUGGUGUGCAAGAGAAGAUGGGCAUCAUGAACAGGGGAGUGGUCUACGGUCUGUGGGACUACAGUGGUGAAAACCCUGAUGAACUGCCAUUCCGUGAGGGAGACUGCAUGACCAUAGUCCGCAGAGAAGACGAGGACGAGAUUGAAUGGUGGUGGGCACGCAUGGGCGACACUGAGGGUUACAUUCCCCGCAACCUCCUCGGGCUGUACCCCAGAAUAAAGCCAAGACAGAGAACCCUUGCUUAAAACACAAAGUUCCCUGCACAUUCCAGUCCGCCAGAACUCUCCAAAACACACACACAUACACACACACGCUUUAACAGACUGGGCAAGAGGAGGACACUGCUAAAAAUGAAUAGACAAGGACAGACCAAACAAUAUGAAGGAUCAACUAUGAACUCUUUUUGGCACUUUUUUCUUUAUGUACAACAGAGGGAUUCUCCCUCACUUAUUUUUCCAGGCCACACUGUGUCCUGUGUAAUUCAGACACAGUUGGCAUUGUUUUUCCUUUAUUCCACAGUUUUUGUUGUUUUUGUAAUUAGUGUGAUACUAUUUCUAAAGUGACAGAAACUCCAAUGUUGGGAUGUAAAUGGAAGAAUCAGCAUUUCUAUUGCUAGAAAGUGAUUAUUACACUUUUCAAUAGUCUUUUAAAACUUGUUUUCUGGGCUACUGGUUAUUUUCUAACACACUUGGGGCUCUGCAUUGCAUGAGAUGAAUGAGUGGAGGAUGACAACGGUGCUUUUGAAUUGCUCUGUUACAAGCUGUGGGUUCUUGUUUCUCGUCAUAUGUGUUGAGUGACUGCACCUCUGGAACUGCAGUUUAGGUGUAAAGUUUUAGUUGUGACCACCAGAAUUGAAAUUAUUGGUGGAUGAAGGUUUUGAGUGAUGUAUUGCUGUUCAUUCUGUGGUCUAUGAUACCCAGGAAACCAGUUUGUUUUACAUCAUUGGCACAUGGUUGAGAUGCCAUAGAUACCGUCUACACAUGUUUUUCUAUCACAAAAACUAGUGAAAUAUUACUGUUGGAAAGAUAUUCUUAUGAAAAUGGACUUCAAACUCCUAAGAGGCGCUUUGACAAAAGAAAAGUCAUACAGUAUGAAUUUUAUUUUUAUUACAGCCAUUUCAUGACAACACAAUAAUGUAAAAAGGCAAGCCUUGACUUUUUGUAGUUAUCCAUAAGAGAUGACACACUAUAUUGUAAAGUCACACAAUUUCAGAUAGUCAAAUAAAAAAAUAAAGAUGGAACUUACAGUUCCCAAAAUUCAACUCAUCACAUAUCUGUCAAUGCAGAUGUAUUUAUUUUUGUUACCUUUUUUCUUUAGCCCUUUUGUCUGAACUAUAACCACAAAUGUACUGUAGUAUUUCAAACCUUUGCAAUAAAAUACUUUGUACCAAG